AACAAUCGCAACAAUCACAAGAUGAUGAUGACAAAAAUUAAUCACCAUUCGUUAUAUAUAACGUUUUUGUAUUCAUACGAUUGAGGAUUUGGUGAACAACACAAAACAAACAUGGAACAAAUUCUUGAAAAUAUGAAUAAAAUACAUGAUUUAUCUUGUUGGCCAUUGAUACAAGAAAUUUUAACUGAAGAACCAGAUUUUUGGUCCACAAAAUUAACCACCGAAAAUGAUCGAAUAUUUAUCUGUGAUCAUGGAACAAGAGCCAUAUUAGUUUCAUAUAGAAAUGAAUGUACAAAACUUUAUCUAUGGAAUGCAGGAUUUCGUAAUAAAUCAAUCGAUGCAAAAUCAUCAUCAUCAUCAUCAUCAUCAUCAAUGGACAAAUCACCAACACAUCAACAACAAUUACGACGUUGGUUUCUUCUAAAUGAUCUUUGUUUUCGUUGUCCAAUCAAACAAAUACGAUUCAUUAAUGGAUGGUUAUUUAUAUUGACAGCUAAUGAUCGUCUUCAUUGUCGUGAUCUUGAUGUAUGUGAAAAUAUUUCCGAUAACAAUCAAUCAAUACAUAAUGAUAAGAAUUUUUAUGAAAAAAAUCGUUUGAUUUAUCCAUUUGAACAAUGUAUAAAGUUAACACCAUUGCUGCCAUCAUUAUUAUUACUUGGUGGUGAUGCUAAUAAUCAUUAUAAACAACAACAACAAGAACAAUGUAAAUUUGCCACAAUAAGACAAAAAACAACAUAUAUUAUGGAUAAUGUGGCAAAAUUUGAUCAAAGUGAAACAUAUACAGUAAUAUUAAUGAAAAAUAUGGCAACAAUCCAUUUGAUGACAUGGUUGAUACAUCCAAAUCAUAAUCGGCAAUUAUUCGAACAUCAUAUUGAACAUACAUCUUUUCCACGUUUACGAUUUCAUGAUGUGGCCGUUUUUGCACGUGGUUGGAUUGCAUUGACCAAUCAACAGACAUUAUUGAUUGAAGGUAGUUUCAUGCCGGACAUACAACCAGAAAAACAGCACAUUUAUCCACGAAUGACGGUGAUCGAUCUUAAAGAAUUACAAUUUCCAAUGAAAUACGGCAAUGGAUAUCCAUCAUCAUCAUCAUCACCAAUAUAUUUUAAUCGUAUAUAUGCAAGUAAACAUCAAUUAUUAUUACUCACAGAUAAUGGUAUUAUCUAUUGUUUAAUAUUUACACAAAACAUUCCAUACAUACUUGGUACAUUUAUGAAUAGCAGCAUACCAAUCAUACAGAUUUAUUCACAUUAUAAUUCAUCAAAUUUUAUCGCUAUUGGUGUGGAUGAAAAAAUUCAUGUUUAUUGUCCAAAACCAAUUCCAAUCGAUCCAUCUGGUUAUCAUACUGUUGAAAUGAUGAAUCAUCAACAACAACAACAACAUGCCUGGACCAAGAAAUUGUCUUGUAGUGACAGCAUUUCAAUCAAUACCUGAUGCAUAUUCUAUUUUUAUUCAAUCUGGUGAUAUGUCAACAAUGGCUAGUAGUUAUAAUGUUGUUGAAAUGUUUAAUAAUUCAAAAUCGAAUCAAAAUUAUUACCGUUUUAAUGAUCCAAUUACAUCCGAUAUUAUGGUUUCAUUGAAUGAACAGAAUUAUUUUCUUCAAUCAAAAAUCGUAACACCAUU
Messenger RNA from Dermatophagoides farinae (American house dust mite), 1623 nucleotides. RefSeq lists its product as uncharacterized. The record is from RefSeq and is a predicted model, not a curated record. NCBI's taxonomy places the organism in Eukaryota, Metazoa, Arthropoda, Arachnida, Sarcoptiformes, Pyroglyphidae.